This is a messenger RNA of Plasmodium berghei ANKA, 2382 nucleotides long. Its product is annotated as FbpA domain protein, putative. Lineage: Eukaryota; Apicomplexa; Aconoidasida; Haemosporida; Plasmodiidae. Gene Ontology annotation, cellular component: RQC complex. Bases 1 to 2382 code for a protein of 793 amino acids. The record is from RefSeq and is a predicted model, not a curated record. Gene Ontology annotation, biological process: rescue of stalled cytosolic ribosome; ribosome-associated ubiquitin-dependent protein catabolic process. The transcript is spliced from 2 exons. Gene Ontology annotation, molecular function: ribosomal large subunit binding; tRNA binding.
AUGCUUCUUUUAAGCGCAAAAAAACUUUUAAUUUCUUUAAUAAUUUUCCCGUAUAUGAUGAAUAAUACAUCAUGGUUACUAAUUUUUAGUAAGAAAAUAAAUUAUCAUAAAAAACAGAAUUUCCAUUUUGUAUCCUUAAACAGUAAAACGAAGCAUAAUACAAAAAGGAACGUUUUUUACUAUUCUAUUAAUACGAAAAAAAAAUUUAGUAUUUUAAAUAGUAACGAACAAAAUAGUAUCAAUUCAAACGAUGACAACAUUUUCAAGUAUACAAAAUAUGACAAAAAUAGUGAUAUAUAUAUUAAACUAUUAGAAAAAAAAGCAGAAGAAAUAAGAAAUUCAAAAAAUACCUUUGGAAGUAAAUUAAAACUGAAAAAAAAAACACACAAUAAAAAUGAAGACAAAUUAUCAAAUAAUUUUCAGCAUUUAGAUUAUACAACCUUGCAAUUAUUAGCAAAUGAAUUAAAUGUAUUGUUACAAGAUUCUAUUGUAGAGCAUAUAACACAAACAGAUAACAAAACUAUUGUUUUGCAUUUAAAUAAAAAGGGAAUAGAAUAUUAUUUAUAUUUAUGCUAUGAUAAUGAAAAUCCAAUUAUUUCUUUAGGAUUAAAAAUAAGGAAAUUAUUUAAUAGAUUUAUAGAAGAUGAUUAUGCACAGAAAUUAAAUCCAAUUCUAAAAUAUUCACUUAUUUCUGACAUAUAUAUAAAAAAUAAAUUUAUAAAAAUAUUAUGUAUAGACUUUAUUUUAAAAAGGAAAACAGAACAAGAUAUAGAUAUUAUAGAUAUAUUACCAAGUGCAAAUAAUUCAAGCAGAAAAGUAACAUUAAUAUUUGAUCUACAUAAUAAAUCCUGUAUUUCUUAUGUUAUUAAUAAAGCUAAUAAUGAAAUUUUAAUAUCCCCUCAUAAUAGUAUAACUGAAAAGACAAUAGAUAAAUCAUAUAAAGAAGGGCAUACUUAUAUUUUCCCAACAAAAGAUGAAUGUAAACUAAUUCCAAAUCAUUAUGAGUUUCUUUCAUCAUUUAUAAAUUUAUUUAAACCGCGAAAGGAACAAUCUUUUAUUUCAUCAAUUUUAGACUUAUAUGAAGGUAUUAGUUAUAAUUUAUUAUUAAAAUUUUUUGAUUAUUUAAACAUAAAACAUAAUGUAAAAUUUCAAGAAUUAGACCAAACCGUGUUAUUAGAUUUUUUUAACAAAGCAUAUAUUAAAUGGGCACGUUUUAUAAAUUUAAAAGAAAAAAGUGGAGCAUUUACAUAUUAUCCACAUUAUGAUUAUAAUUUAAAUGUUUAUUCUGUUGUUAAACUUAUAAAUAUAUCAAAAGAAACUUAUAACACACCUGCAAAUAAUACCACUCAUAAUUUGGAAAAUCCUGCAUGCGAAAAUUUUAAAUCAGUUUUAAAUUCGAAUCAUUCAGAUAAAGAUAUAGAAAAUGAAAAAGCAAAAAAACAUGGACAAGAUGCUCAUCCAAAUAAUCAGUUUGUAAGUAAAAAAGAAACACAUUUUGACACAGUAAUUGAACUAGUUUACUACUACUAUAGUGAAUAUUUUUCAGUAAAUCAAUUUUAUACUUCUUUACAAUUUUGUAAAGAAUUUAUUAAAAAAAAAAUGCCACAAUAUGAAGAAAUGCUUAAACAGUAUAAAUCUGAAGGAGAAAUCUGUGAAAAGCAAUACUUAUUAAAUGAACAAAUAAAUACAUUAAGUGUUUUUAAUUAUACUAUUGCAAAAAUGAAUGAAUGGGUUGAUAGAAAAACAUUUGAUGCUUUAAAAUUAAUAGAAAACGAAUUAAAAAUUAAUCCUUUAGAAGAUAAUAGAAAAACUCAUAUUAAAAAAUUGGAAGAAAAAAAAGAAAAAGAAGAAACUAUACAAAAAAAAAUUCUUAAUGUUAAGCCAAAUACUAUAAAAACUUCUCAAAAUAUUUAUAAAGGAUCAUUAUUAAUUAAAAUUAACGAAUCUGAUAUAUCUUCUCCAUUUUUAAUAAUUGGAAGAAAUAGUAAACAAAAUGAAAAAAUUUCAACACACAUUUUGAAGUUUAAUGAUUUAUGGUUCCAUGUGCACCAACAUCCAGGUGGGCAUGUCAUAUUAAGGAAUAAAAAAAUUAAUGGUAAAAUAAUUAGUGCAGAUUUAAAUUUAUCGGAUAUUAAUAUUGAUGAUGAUAUAAAAUAUGCUGCUAAUGUAGCUGCCUAUUUCUCAAAAUCAAGGAAAAUGGAAAAAACACUUGUUUGUUUUACCCUUGGAAAAUAUGUUUAUAAGGACAACACUUUGAAUGAAGGGGCUGUAGAAGUCAUAAAAUACAGGCUUGUAUACGGAAGGCCUAAAAAAGUUUCUAGUAUCAUAAAGGAUCUAAACGAAAGGAAUAAAGAAAUAGAGAUUUCAAAAAAAAAAAAAUAG